UUGUCUUGUUUAUUUGUCUUGGUAAUUUGAGUCGAAGCCAUCAUGGCUGGCCGAGGAAGGGGUCGUGGUGGCGCAACGUUUAAUAUUGGUAUUUUAGGUUUUAACAGGGGUGAUGCUCUCCCUCAGCCAAUUCACCAGCCACCCCCUUUGUUUCCCCCAUUGGAACUGAAAGCUGUACCUUUACUGCAAGGAGAGGAAUAUGAUUACAUGCUUGCAUUGAAACAAGAAUUCCGAGGAACUAUCCGGGAAUCACCAUUCUACUUGAAAGUAACUGAGAAAAAGAAAGACAUUCACCGAUAUUCUGAUAAAUACCAAUUCAGUAGCAAUGAUGGAAACAGUUGUUUCCAACCAGGUUUGAUAUAUUGGGAUCGUCUUCCGCCUGAAUUAAAAACACUGAAGAAGAAACUGAAGAAAGUCAGAUUCACCCCGAAACCAAAUGUUCCGACCAAAGCUGAGGCUGCUGAGGUUCUGAAGACUUUGGAGAGUUUAGAGAAGAAAGAUGUGAAUCCUGAUGAGAAUGAAACAGAAGAAAACGAAGGAGAAGACAACGAGCUGGAAGAAUAUUAUGAGGAAGAAGAAGAAGAAGAGGACAAUGACUACAAUUUGAACUACUUUGAUAAUGGAGAAGAUUAUGGUGAUGACGAUGAUGAUGAUGUUGAUGAGGGGCCUACAUACUGAGACUGAUGAACACAGAGUAUUAUUAUUAUCAUAAUUAUUAUUAUUCACUCUGUCUUCUGUCACCACAGCAAUGUCUCCAUUAUAUUCAAUUUUCGACAUACAUCCAUUGCAGAAGAAGAGUCAGGGACUCUCUGUCCCUGUCUUUCAUUCUAUAUUUUCUACUUUUAUCUAUUAAAUGGGUGAAUCUGUGUUUGUGUAUAUCUGGUUAGAGAGUGUGUGUAUAUAUAUAUGUGGUCUAUAUUGUGCCUUAGAAACAGAGAAGUGUCUGUGUGUUCUAAACAAUGCUUUAUUAAGGGCUGUGUAUGUUUGUGCAUUUGUGAAAGUAUGUGUAUGUAUUCUAUAAUGAGUUUUUAAUAAGAAUGUACAGUGUUUACAUGUGUGUAUUAUGUUCAGGGUGUGUACAAGGUUUGGGUACAUGGAGUAAAUAAAAUCAUAACAUAAGCAAUUAGAUAUAAGAAAUAAUAAUUUCUUAAAGUACGUGUUAAUCCCCAUGUAGGUACAUGGAGUAAAUAAAAUCAUAACAUAAACAAUUAAAUAUAAGAAAUAAUAAUUUCUUAAAGUAUGUAUUAAUUCCCAUGUACCCAGACUUUGUGGACACCCUGUAUAUUACCUAUUAAUCAUGAAAAUUGUGUGUGUGUGUGUGUAUGUAUGUGUGAUAGUGUACUUUUCAUUGAUCCAUUUAAGCGAAGGGUUAGUGUGUGUGUGUGUGUGUGCUUAUAUCACCCCUUAUAUCAUACAUUGAACCAUGUGUAAUCCAUAAUAUGGAAGUAUUAUUUGUGUGUCUGUUAAAUAUUAACCCUUUAACAUUCAGAUUACCCAGUCAAAUGUAUUGCUUAUUUAUUCACAUUGCUUUUAAUUAAUCAGGCAGCUUCAAGAUUUUGAUGUGAUUUGUUUAUUUUAAGAAUGACAUUGUAGGGUAGGUGUCAGGCCAGAUCUGGUCAGUUUGAACAUAAAGCUUAUUUGAGCUGGACAUGACCAGUUUAAAUGCUAUUGGGUUAAUCAUGAAGAUGAAAAACUGUGUGUGUAUGUAUGUGUGACUCUAUGGGAAAGGUUAGUGUGUGUGUGUGCUUAUGUCACACAUUGAACCAUGUGUGGUAUUCAUUGGUCCAUGAUAUGGAAGUGCUGUUUAUGCGUGUAUGCACUUCAACAUUGUUGAUGUAAGGAAGUAAAUUGGUGUGUGUGAGCUUGUUUUCUGCAUCGAGUCAGGAUUCUGUGUUCAGAUUGAGUUGUAUUUGAAAGGGUCAUGUGUUUCUACCUUAGUCAGGAUAAGUGAUGUGUGUAUGUCUUCAUCAAAGGGAGCGUGCAUGCACACACACACACGUGUGUGUGUGUGUGUGAGCAAAAAGUAAUUUGUGUGUAUGUGUGUACAUGAACUAACCAAAGGGAGUAUACAUACACACACAUAUAUAUGUACUUAUACACAUAAAUAUGUAUAUUUAAUAGUGACUGGUGUAUAUGUGUGUGCCAAUGCAUUGAUCCAUUGUAAAGAGUAAACAAUAUAAAUGCAUUUGUGUGUAGCUGUUAUGAGAAAAUGUCAUUGUUUUCAUUUUACAUUCAACAAUAAUUCUCCGUUCUAUCAAGUGUCAGUAGUUCUGGCAUUCCAUUUCACUAAUAAAACAUUCCCUUCUAGUCUUGCAUUCACAUACACAAAGCACUGUAAAAUAUGUUUUUGCAUGAAACUAUUGAAGACAAAGAAUACCAAAUUGGUGUUUGUAUGUCAUUGUUUAGUGAAAGAUGAUUCCUCAUUGUAUUACACACACACAGGCACACAAUACUUACCAAAGUUACAGGAAAUUGGUUUGGGAAAGAAGUUAUAUUGCAGCAUAAGAAAAAAAAUGAGGAGGUAAUGAUGAUAUUAUAAUAUACCUACAAAGCAGCAUGCUGGCAGAAUCGUUAGCAUGCUGGGCAAAAUGCUUAGUGGUAUGUCAUCCAUCUUUACAUUCUGAAUUUAAAUUCUGCUGGGAUCGACUUUACCUUUCUGGGGAUCAGUAAAAUAAGUACAGUUGAGCAUUAGGGGUCAAUGUAAUUGACUUUCCCUGCUCCCCUGAGAUUGCUGGUCUUGUGCCAAAAUUUGGAACCAAUAUUAUUAAAUACCAUCAAAGCUAUGUACAACUAAAUUCCUUAUACAAUUUAUUACAAUAAUUUUGAAAUUCCAGACAAUUUUCUGGAAUAUUCUUUACUACAUUGAAUAUCAUCGUCAUUAUCACCAUCAUCAUCAUCAUUUUUAAUGUCCAUUUUUCCAUGCUUGCAUGGGUCACAUGGAAUUUGUUGAGGCAGAUUUUCUAUGGCCUGGUGCCCUUCAUGUUACCAACCCCUGCCUGUUUCUAAGCAAGGUGAUAUUUUCCCCUUGGCCAGACAUGUUUUUCAUGUGGAAGACUGAAAACGAACAGGAUUGUUUGUGUGAUGGUAAUGCUUGUUUAGUCAUCACAUGACGUCAAGACAAGGGUACAUACACACACACACACACCUUCACAAUGAGCUUCUUUCAGUUACCACUCACAAGGCUUUGGUCGGCUCUGGGCUAUAGUAGAAGACACUUGCCCAAGGUGCCAUGCAGUGGAACUGAGCCCAACAUCAUAUGUGUAGGGGUGGGAUUAAAAUAAACACAAUUAUUGCAUUUAUUAGGAAUUCAACAUUGGAUGUUCCAAGUGUAUUAGGAUGACUAACUACAAUGGAUCGUCAAGGAAACACUAUAUUGCAUUCUGUUACAAAGGUCUAAUAUCCGAAGUUAGACAUGAUAAAGUAUUCCCCCCUCGUGAUCCUUUGUAGCUAGAACAUCCGAUGCAGAAUUCCAACUCACUGCAAUAUUGAAACAUACAUAGAAACUAAUAAUUUAUGCUUGUGUUUAUCUUAAUUUUUCCCUACAUGUGCUCUGUGUAUCACAAUUAGUUACACUACUAAGUACAGUGGUCAACUAACCACUAUUAUGCUGGCAGCCAACUGAAUAAGGAUUAAUCUACAUGGAGCUCUAACUCAUACAGUUUUCAUACAUCUAACCAUACAAGAUAUAUAUAUAUAUAUAUAUAUAUACAUAUCGUUUUUAAAUUUGCUUUCCAAACACAGUUUUGGGUUCAAUCUCACUGCAUAGCACAUUGGACAAAUGUCUUCUGCUACAGCCCUGAGUCGACCAAAGCCUUGAGUGGAUUUGGUAGAUGUAAACUGAAAGACUGUCAUGUACAUAUAUAGAUAGCUGUGUGUGUUCAUGUGAAUGAGUUGUGUUUCCCUCAUCUAUACAUUUAGCUCCUGAUUGUAAACAAUGGCUGCAUUAACAGUGUUUGCUUGCAGUCCACUGUAAAAGCAUGUCCAGGUUUGUGUGAUCUUUACAAACGAAAGGCUUGUCCAUACGGUGUCUUUGUUUCCAGAAAAUCACAUACUGGGACUGAACCUGAAACUAUGGUUGGGAAGCAACUGUAUAUACAUAUGUAUAUAUUUUUCUUUUGUUCUUAUUUGCAUGUGUUGACUUAAUCCGAGAUUGUGUUGUGAGUAUAACAUUGUAGUCAUUAAAAAAAAAAUCUAAAUCAUAUAUUUCAAUAAUAACAAAAUUCACCACAAAAAGCUAUCAACUUGUCUUCAUAUAUCAAAUAGUAAAUAAUGAAAAUGGUUAAGAAUACCGAGUCUGGUAUUUUUCAUACAUACAUAUGCUACCAUAUCACCUAAUUAGCCUCUGAAUGUUACCUGACGAAGUGGCAAAGUUACACAAACAUGUUAUUGCAUAAUCCUAUGUAAUCUUAAAUGUUCUUACAUGCCAAGGUGUAUGAUGCAGUAUGUUAAUAAUAAUAAUAAUAAAUCUUUGCUACAGACACACGUGUAGUAAUACCCAAAUUA
Molecule: messenger RNA, 4503 nt
Organism: Octopus bimaculoides (California two-spot octopus)
Lineage: Eukaryota; Metazoa; Mollusca; Cephalopoda; Octopoda; Octopodidae
Product: DNA-directed RNA polymerase III subunit RPC7-like
Biological process (GO): transcription by RNA polymerase III
Cellular component (GO): RNA polymerase III complex
Source: RefSeq, a predicted model, not a curated record